AUGGCCACGCCGGCCCCCCUGGAGGAUCAGGCUCGUCUGCUGGAGGAUGCCCUGGUCGCCGUGCGCCAGCAGACUUCGCUCAUGCGGAAAUGCCUCGAUACGCCCGGAAAGCUCAUGGACGCUCUGAAGUGCUGCUCGACGCUGGUGUCCGAGCUCCGGACGAGCAGCCUUGGCCCGAAGCAGUAUUAUGAACUCUACAUGGCCAUAUUCGACGCCCUGCGCUUCCUGGCGGUCCAUCUGCGAGAGAACCAUCCUGUUAACCACCUGGCCGAUCUCUACGAAUUGGUUCAAUAUGCCGGAAACAUCAUCCCGAGGCUGUACCUCAUGGUCACUGUCGGAACAGCAUACAUGUCCAUCCCUGAAGCACCAGUAAAGGAGCUGAUGAAGGACAUGAUGGACAUGAGCCGCGGUGUUCAGCAGCCUAUUCGCGGACUCUUCCUUCGAUAUUACAUGUCUGGACAGGCUAGAGACUUUCUCCCCACUGGCACCGGCGACGGCCCAGAGGGUAAUAUAAGCGACUCGAUCAACUUCAUACUGACCAACUUUGUGGAAAUGAACAAAUUAUGGGUUCGUUUACAGCACCAAGGACACUCGCGCGAGAGAGAGCAGAGGAUCCGGGAACGACAGGAAUUGCAGCUUCUUGUGGGAAGCAACAUUGUUCGCCUGAGCCAGCUGGUUGAUCUGGAGACAUACAAGACAGGCAUUCUUGCGCCUCUGUUGGAGCAGGUUGUACAGUGCCGAGACGUUUUGGCCCAGGAGUAUCUUCUGGAGGUCAUCACGCAGGUAUUCCCUGACGAGUUCCACCUACACACCCUGGACCAGUUUCUCGGCGCCGUAUCGAGACUAAACCCCCACGUGAAUGUCAAAGCCAUUGUCAUUGGUCUCAUGGACCGUCUGUCCGAAUAUGCUGAACGUGAGGGGGCCAGUGAGAAGGGCCCUGAUCAGGAGAAGGCCGAGGCUGAGGCAUUGGCUAAUCUGCUUGAAAAGAUUCAGCUUCAGAAGGAGACCGAGCCGCCAGUCGCUCAGCCAGCCCCUGAGCAGCCACCUGCAGAGGAGGCAAGCGACAAGGUCACUGAGGAGGCUAAUCAGGAACAAGUACCAGAGGAAGGAGAAGCAGCAGCACCCGAGCCCGCAGCUAGCGAAACGGAUACCGCCGCUGCGGCAGACGGAAUAGACCCCUCAGUUGCCGAGACGGAAACAACAGCAGUCAAUGGAGAAGAAGGCGAAUCUUCCAAGGACGUACAGCUCUACGAAGUCUUCUUCACACAGGUCAAGAAUCUUGUUGAAGCUCAGCAUCUCCCCAUUCAAGAUACAAUCGCGCUGUUGGUAUCCCUCUGCAACUUGGCGCUGAACAACUACCCCGACCGCCUUGACUAUGUGGAUCAGAUUUUGGCUUACGCCACGGCGAAGACGAAAGAGAACAUCAACAAUGCUGACCUUCACUCCGCUCAGGCUCAGCAGAGCCUCCUUGCUCUACUGCAGGCACCUCUCAACCGCUACGUAUCAAUAUUCACCGCCUUAUCCCUUCCAACAUACGUGCCUCUGUUCCAAGCUCAGUCAUACCCGACUCGCCGCGCCGUUGCUGGUGGCAUCAUCCGGGGCCUAUUGAAAGAUCAGAUCAAGAUUUCCAAAACGAGCCAGUUGGAACACGUGCUCGAUGUUCUAUCGGUACUCAUCAAGGAGGGAACGCAAUCACCACAAGGCUACGCCGGAGCUACUCAGCGACGAGCCGUGGAGACUGAUGAGACCCUUGAGGAGCAAGGAUGGCUAGCAAGAAUGGUGCACCUGCUCCAGGGAGAGGACAAUGAUACGCAGUUCAAGCUUCUGCAGCUGACACGUAAAGCAUUUUCGGAUGGCAACGAUCGCAUCAGGACAACCACGCCGCCACUGAUAACAGCAUGCUUGAAGCUGGCCAGGAAAUUCAAGACUCGGGAGCAUUUUGAUGACAACUGGGAGACGCAGAUUAAUGCCCUUUUCAAAUUCAUCCACUCUGCGAUUAGCACACUUUACACCCGUGUAACGAGCACGGGCGUGGCCGAGCUAGCUCUGCGUUUGUUCUCUUCUGCAGGACAGACUGCAGACCUGACCGGAUUCGAGGAAGUGGCAUAUGAGUUUUAUGCGCAGGCAUUUACAGCGUACGAGGAGUCCAUUUCUGAUUCCAAAGCCCAGUUCCAGGCUGUCUGUGUCAUUGCCAGCUCACUUCACCAAACCCGCAACUUUGGUAAGGAGAAUUACGACACGUUAAUCACCAAGUGCGCACAGCACGGCAGCAAACUGCUGCGGAAACCAGAUCAAUGCCGAGCAGUGUACUUGGCCAGUCAUCUAUGGUGGGCAACCCCCGUUGCUGGGAAUGGAGAAACAGAAGAGACCGAGCUCUACCGUGACGGCAAGCGAGUUCUGGAGUGCUUACAACGGGCUCUUCGCGUGGCUGAUUCGUGCAUGGAGACGGCGACGUCGAUCGAACUCUUUGUUGAGAUUUUGGACCGCUACGUCUACUACUUUGAUCAGCAGAAUGAAGCAGUGACUACGAAAUACCUGAAUGGUCUCAUUGAGUUGAUCCACUCGAAUUUGGCAGGCAAUCAGCAAGAAUCGGCUUCAAUCGAAACCAGCAAGAAACACUUUCAUCAAACUCUUGAGAAUAUCAAAUCCAGGCAGUACGAGGGAGUUGUUCUAUACCCAAGUUAG
Molecule: messenger RNA, 2685 nt
Organism: Trichoderma gamsii
Lineage: Eukaryota; Fungi; Ascomycota; Sordariomycetes; Hypocreales; Hypocreaceae
Exons: 4
Coding region: 1-2685 (894 amino acids)
Biological process (GO): retrograde transport, endosome to Golgi; intracellular protein transport
Cellular component (GO): retromer complex; retromer, cargo-selective complex; late endosome
Source: RefSeq, a predicted model, not a curated record